Meloidogyne enterolobii is the source of this 5272-nucleotide messenger RNA. The record is from the annotation of a GenBank genome assembly. NCBI's taxonomy places the organism in Eukaryota, Metazoa, Nematoda, Chromadorea, Rhabditida, Meloidogynidae.
AUGAUAUCUACCGCUUCUCCUUCCCCCUCUUCUGUCGCUAUCACUAAUUCUUCUGGGGAUUUGUCAAAUAAAACAACAAAUAUUGCAACUCCAAACAGCAAUUGUAAUAUUAAAAAUAGAAAAAAGCUGUUGCCUACAAACCAAGCAACAAAUGACAUAAAUGUUUUGAGUCAGUCAAGAACUGUUGAGUUUGAUCGUUCACAUUCGGUAGAAUCUAGCAUUGCAGCGUCUGUCCCUUUGAGAAGAGCCUCGUGCGCUUUUGAUCAUAGACAACAACAUCAUAAGCCAGGGACGCCUCCAUAUGCAAACAAUCAUAAUCAUCAUCAACAGUAUAUUCAACAAAAUGGAGUCCCUCAACACAAUCACCAACAUGAUUCUUCUGAUUGUGGUUCAAGUUCUGGAUUGGGCGGUAUGGGGACUCCUGUUAAGGGCUUAUCCGGUUCUUGUUCAGCCUCCUCCAACAAUUCCAUGGCUGCUGAUAGUAACUCGCACGAAUCGCAAGACAGUUGCGUCCCAAUUUCUAGUCCUGGUGCUGCUAUGGCUGUAGUUCAUGAAUUGAAAGGUAACCCAAAUUCUGGCCAAAACAACGCUGCUGUGGCUACUACUCACCGUUCUUUGGUAGCCUCUGCAACAUUGACCCAGUCAAUGAUAUCUUCGCAACAGUCAACCACUACAAUUUCUCCGGUUUCUUCAAUCCCUACAUUGGUGCAACAACAACAACACCAGCAGCACCAUUAUAAUUCGCAUCAAACACCUAUACAUCCAUAUCAUCAUCAACAAUCCCAACAACAAAUUAUUUUCCCCUCUCCUGCUGCUGCUGGUCCUACAAAUGCUUUUGCUAUAAAUGGAAAUUUUCAUCCUCACCAUCAGCAAUCUCCCCAUCAACAACAAUUUGGUGCCUUCAUUCCGACAGUAACAGCUCCUCCUUCAAAUGGCCAACAACCUCCGCCACCUCCACCCCUUCAUCUUGUUCAGCAACAUAUCCCGCAGGCGAAUCAAAAUUCGCACCAUCCUUCGCAUAAUGCUAUUACACAAAUGAAUGCAAUGCAAGCUGCUGCUGCUGCUGCCGUCGUUGCAAUGCAAAGUGGAAAUUUGGGCCCAAACCCUGCUAUCGGACAACCGCUUGGUGCUCCGCCUCUCUACUGUGCUAAUGCGCCCCCUCCUCUUGGUGAUGUUCUUCAACGAAGAACCCCUGCUGCAGAACAGCAACAUCUUCAAUACAAUUCGCCUCAUGGCAUUGGAUGCGCCUUCUACACUAUGACAUGUGAAAAUGCUGCAUUAGCCUCUGUCGGUGCAGCAGCUGUAACUGCGGGUUAUCAUGUGACUCUUGAACCGUCCGCUUCUGCUCCGCCUGUUGUACAGCAACAAAAUAACAACGAACCUUCAUCAACAAUUGGACAGCACGUUUCCUCUUCCCCUGCUGCUUCUUUAGUAUCUUCUGUAUCGUUACCUGUUUCUUGUGCUGCUACUACUGAAGGAGAAGGAAGAGGAGGAUCACAGCAAGAAGGGGAACAACAAAAAUCUCAGCAGCAAAGAUGCUCUCCUCCUCCAGGUUUCGGGGUUGAAGCUGAAAAUCAAUGUAAAGUUGAUGAAGCUGAUAGUAUACAGAAAAACAAGCAAAAUGAAAUGGGAACUGAUAACUCUAAUGGAGAACGUCUUCAAAAUGAUGCGCAGGACGUAGGUUCAGGAGGAAGUGCUAGUGGUGUCGGAGGAGUUACAAACCAUCAAGAACAACAAAACAACAAUAACCAUAAUUCCCAAGAGCAUAUAACCAAUGGACCAUUAUCAUCUCACCCGGCAGAAAAUAAUAAUAACAACAACAGCGUUCUUUUGCCUGGAAUUCCACCAGAAAUUGCUGCAGCAAUAAAUGGAGGACACGAUCUUUUCGUACACAUUCAUCCGGGCGAUUCUAUCUCUCUUGCUGUUGGAAACGAAAUUCAGCUUAUUCAUGGACCUGCCACAAUUAGAAUGGUCUCCAAUUCAAUGCCACCAACAGCGAUUCCAAUGAACGUUCCUCAUGGUCACGUUGUUCAACAAUUGCUGGAUAGUCAAGGAAAUCUUGCACAUAUCAUCAUGUCGCAAGAAAUGCCGCCACCUCAAGGAAUGGGACCAGCACAGCCGCAAAUCCAUCAGCGACAUUCACAGAAUUCGCUUCAACCCCAGCAACAACAUUUGCAACAUCAACAACAGAGGCAGCGCUCAAGUCCAAGUCCUCAAAAAUGCGUUACUCCCUCUUUACGAUAUAGGUCUUCUCCAUCUUCGUCUAAUUCACCGCCAGAUAUGCAACAGCAUGUUCAACAACAACAUUCUCAUCAUAAUAGACAUAAUCAUCCAUCUCACCAACAGCAUUAUGCUGCUCUUUCUUAUGACCAUUCACAGCAACAGCAACAUUCCGCCAAUCUCUCACAACAACAACAACAACAAUUUUCUCAUUCCAAUAUAGAAGGUGCUGGAACUCCAACUGGAGGAGGCAGUGGAAUUGGUGGUGGUAAUUAUGGAGGAGGACAUCAUCAUCAACAUCCAAACCCUCUUAGCAAAUGGAGUCCUCGUGGAAGUGGAGGUUUCCAAUCUCACCAACAAUUUGGACGGCGUGCAAAUCAUAAUAUGCCUCCUACUUAUUAUAUGGAUCCAAUAAUUGCUGCAGCACAUAAUCAACCUCCCCCUCCUCAACUUUUAAGUGCAGCACAUUCUCCUUCAACAGCUCCGUUAGGAAUUGCCACAAACGUACCACAAUAUGGACAGAUACAGCAGCCAAUGCUUUUGGAGCAACAUUUUGAGCAUAUUCAACCACAGGCUCAGCCACUUCCACAACAAUUUGUCACUCCAAUUGUACCUAUACCCAUUGGAGAAGUAGCAGAAGGGGGGCAAUUUAUUCAACGUCCAACCCCAACUGCUCCGGGUAUGGCUCCGUCUACCUUUGAAGAUGAAGAAAAGGAGCGUUUGCGUGAUUCGAUGAGCUCCCUACAACCGCCAAUUGUGACAAGAGUUGGUGAUCGUGAUGCUGAUGUAGUGUGGCAAGAAUUGGAUACUUCAGAAGCUGCUGCCUCUCUACCCGGCUUUCCUGAAAUUAAUCAAUCAGAAUUUGCAUAUCGUCUAAUUUUGUAUGAACAAAAUGCUUCUACUAGUAUUUGUUACAAAACUGAUGCUAACAGUGGUAAUGUGUUACAUUUACAAAGACUUCGACCUGCAACUGAUUACAUGAUUUGUAUACGUGCUGAUUUGCCUGGCCAUUGUAUUGUUGGUCAUCCUUCAGCGUAUACUACUUUCCGUACCCUUUGUUCACGUCCUGAUGCCCCUCCACUUCCAAGGUUGAUGGGGCGUCAACAAAAUUCUGUUUCGUUGCAUUGGAGAACUCCAAAUUGUAAUGGGAGUCCAAUAAUUGCUUAUUGUCUUCAAAUGACCAAGGGAAAAUCUGCUUCCUUCGACACAGUUUAUGAAGGCCCUCAUGAUCAAGCGCUUGUUGGAGGUUUGGAACAAGGUUCUUUUUAUCGUUUCCGCGUUGGUUGUCGCAAUGAAAUUGGCCAUUCUGAUUGGUCUCCACAAUUAAAUGUUUAUCCUGAAAGAGAACAUCGUCCCAAUGUUAGUGGUGUUGGAGGCCUUGGAAAUACUUCAUUACAUCACAAUCAGCAUCAAAAUCCUCAACAUUUGUUUGGAAGCAAAGGUUCUUUAGCUAGCUCCCCUUGUUCGUCUGUUCAACAACAGCAGCAGCAACCACAACAUUUAACUUUACCAAAACCACCAGCCCCAACAAUUCUUUCUGUAACGUCUAAAGAUGUUAAGCUUUCUUGGAAUGAAUUACAGCCAUGCCUUGACUACUUGAAUAUAACGUUGGAAGUGUCUGAUUUUUCUGGACGCGGUCCACAUCAUUUUACACCAAUCCCAGUUGAAUUUUAUGCAAAUUCUGGAACAUUUGCUAAUGUUACUGGACUUCAAAGUAAUCGAGAGUAUCGGUUCCGUUUAUCGGUUAGUACAGCAAACGGAGAACAACACAUGUAUUCAGAUUUGGUUGCUGUAAGAACUCGCUUGCAUAAUGAACCACAACAACCACCACAACAAUUAAAAGAAACUCGUCAUCAUGAACAACAACAGUUUGAAAGGACAGAAAGAGUAACUCAACCAACAACAACUCAACCUCCUCAACAGCAACAACAAAGGACUAGCAUUGGUUCUUUUGACAAUGAAAAUCAACAGCAAAAAUCACAGGGAUCAAUGGAGUCUCAAAAAUCAACGUCUCAACAGCAACAAUAUCGACAAAAAGGAGGAGGAAAUGUUGUUCAACAGCAACAACAACAACCACAAAAACGAUCAAGUGGUGGUACUACUUACUCUAAAAAACAGCAACAACAGCAAAAGAAUGGAUCAGUAUCACAACAACAGCAACCACAAAAGGAGCAGCAACAGCAACACUCACUUGAUCAAAUUGAAGCUCCUAUUCAACAAAAACUAGCAAAGACUCAACAGCAACAACCUGAACUCAAACCGCCAUCUUGUUCUGCGCCGAAAUUUUUAGCAAUUACUAGUGAAACUGCCAAAAUUACUUGGGGAAUAAAUCAAACUCCAAACAGUCCAAAAACUGGCGGCGCAACCUCUGUUGCAGCACCAAUGUUUGAAUUACAACGUGUUGACCGCCAACAUCCAAAAAUUUAUUAUGCUGGUUCUGACACUGAAUACAAGUUGGAAGGACUCCGGCCUGUUGAACACUUACAAUUUAGAGUUCGAGCAGUACUUCUUGAUACUGAGGGGCGAAGAUUUGAGGGCGAAUGGUCUCAAGUUGGUUCGGCCUGUACUCUCUGCGGUCCACCAACUGCUCCUCGUGGAUUGCGAGUUGAACAGAUUUCUCAAUCAACCCCACAAACAGAAAAUGAUGACGAUGUGACUUUUGAAAAAAUGUCUAAAAAGGCUUCCACUGCCUCUUCUUCUGCUGCUAGUAAUAGUUUUGGACAUUCCACACAAGCUGGUCAAUCAAUCAGUCUUUGUUGGGAAUCACCAGCUCAUUUGAAUGGAGCACCUGUUGUUGAAUAUACUAUACAUGCACACAAGUUUGUUUUUUAUAAUUUUUUGGAUAAAAUAUGAGGCCUCCCUGAAGACCGUCAGCCCAGAGACCUAUAAUUUUUGACAGGGAAUAUCAGGGGAUUUGGAGGGGAUAACGUUAGAUUUGAAAUGAUUGAAUGGGAUAGAAAACACAGCCGGAGCUAUCACUACCCCUGAGCUAUACACCGGAGGUUCUAAAAUACAGAACUGGAUACUUAUCCCCCUUAAUCCCUCGAUGUUC